Lodderomyces theae is the source of this 1176-nucleotide messenger RNA. RefSeq lists its product as uncharacterized. The transcript has a single exon. Bases 1 to 1176 code for a protein of 391 amino acids. The record is from RefSeq and is a predicted model, not a curated record. Gene Ontology annotation, cellular component: endoplasmic reticulum. Lineage: Eukaryota; Fungi; Ascomycota; Pichiomycetes; Serinales; Debaryomycetaceae.
AUGAGGUUUUCAAGUUCAAUAAGCUGCUCAUUGUUGGCAUGCGUAGCAGUUGUACUGAGUGAGACUACUGGUGCUGGAUAUUCCAUUGACUAUCCAGUGGUUCGCAAUAUUGAUCAACCAAAAUCAGUGCUCACAUCCAAGGAGGAACAAAUAUUUUUCGAUACAUUUCUUUCAAGGGGUACUCAUGACAAGGAUUCCAUUAGUGUAUCUAUGAUUCCAGUGAUGAAUAAACUAUUGGAAUAUUCCAUGUCUUUCCAACCAAGCCCAGACUCAGCUAUAAAGAAGGGUGCUUGGACACCUGACCAUAAACCUUUGAUGAUAAUCAACAUUGUUGGAGCGGAGUUGAACUCAGAACCAGAUUUCGAAGCAAAAACGUUGCAGUCUCAGUUUGACUCUAUGUUCAGCAAAACCAUGUUACGUUGGGGCGACAAAUUAACUGAUGCAAUCGCGGUUGAUUCAAUGACUCGAGGUGUUGUGGAUCAUUUUCAAUACUUUGCUGAGCAAACAAGUAAAAUCUGGCAGAGUCAUCAAGAUACCUUGAAACAGCAAAUUAUCAAUUAUAGUCCAACCAAUGAGGAGAUGUUUAUUCGCGAAUUAUCAUCGUUGGUUCAUUUGCGUGAUUACGUUAAAAAUGCGACACUUGGCAGUGACAGAUUCUAUAUUCAGAUUUCAUCACUUGCGUCAAUUGGAAACAAGAUUGGAAGAGAUUCUACCACAUAUAAGCAUGCAGUGAAAUCUCUAGAAAACGUACUCGCCUCCCUAGCUAAAGAGUGUAUGAUUCUAGUUGUGGAAUCACCAAAUGCCACUGUAAACACUCAUUUGCAAAAGAGAUCAAAAGUGGGAUUAACAGCUCCUGCAUUCAAAUACGCUAGCAAACAGGCCUGUGAAGUUGGCACUGACAAGUGCUCUGCUCAUGGAGUAUGCAAAGAGAGUAAAAACCAGUGGAGUUGUGUUUGCGAGCCAAGCUUCAACAAAACAACAUCGAAGACUACCACUUGGGUUGGUCCUGAUUGUGGUAAGAAGGAUGUGUCCGUGCCUGCCAAUUUGUUCCUUUGGACCAGUAUUGCGUUGGUGUUGUCUUUAGUUGGUGGUGUCAAGUUAUUGGCUAGCGUUGGAUCGGACCCUUUGCCCGGAGUAUUGGAUGCUGCCACCCUCUCUACAAAAAAGACAAUUUAA